Molecule: messenger RNA, 2867 nt
Organism: Anopheles gambiae (African malaria mosquito)
Lineage: Eukaryota; Metazoa; Arthropoda; Insecta; Diptera; Culicidae
Product: transmembrane protease serine 9
Exons: 5
Coding region: 67-2787 (906 amino acids)
Biological process (GO): proteolysis
Molecular function (GO): serine-type endopeptidase activity
Source: RefSeq, a predicted model, not a curated record
ACAGUUUUUGAACAGUAGCAAAUCUUCUCUUACCACAAGCAAACAGGUGGUCCUUUCGUGUCAACCAUGUACCAACUUCUGAGAUCCGUCCUGCCAGUGCUGCUAAUUGCAGCAUCAGUUCCCCACACCUGCAGUGGCGAUAAAAUGGACGAUAGUAAUUCCGGCAACCUGAUUGUGGGCGGCUUCGUGGUCAGCAUCGAUCAGGUCCCAUACCAAGCGGCCGUUCUCUAUAACGGAAAGUUCAGCUGCGGUGGGAGCAUUAUCGGGCCACGCUGGAUUCUGACGGCUUUGCACUGUAUCCAAACGAUGGAACCGUCUGAGUAUCAAAUCGUGGUCGGCACCGAUGACCCCGAAAAUGGCACCAAGCUGCAGGUGGAGAAUAUGUUCGCACCUCCAUUCCUUAUCAAUGGCAGCGUGUUCGACAUUGCAUUGGUGAUGCUGCGCAAACGUUUGGAGUACAAUGAAAAGGUACAGUGUUUGCCGUUGUUGAAAUCGAUCGAAGAGAUUGCCGUGGGGAAGCCGGUGGUCAUCUCUGGAUUUGGAUCCACAGAGGAAGGAGGCUAUGAGACGGUACUGAAGGCGGCAAACGUCAACAUACUACCGUUGGAGGAGUGCGUAAAGGCAUACGGUCUGCUGAUCCACGAGCAUAUGUUCUGUGCGGGGUACAGGGAAGGUCAGGUGGAUACUUGCCAGGGUGAUUCGGGCGGACCGCUGGUGCUGGAUAGUAAGCUGGCCGGUGUUAUUUUCUAUGGAGAAGGUUGCGCAAGAGAGCACUAUCCCGGUGUGUACAUGUCGGUACCGUGGUUCUACGAUUGGAUCGUUAAUACGGGUGACUCGGGCGGACCACUGGUCGUGGAUGGUCAGCUGGCCGGUGUUGUGUUCUUUGGGAAAGGUUGUGCGGAUCCUAACCAUCCCGGUGUGUACAUAUCGGUACCGUGGUUCUACGAUUGGAUAGUUGAAGCGGCACGCAACCAGUCGAAUGCUGAAAAUCGAGAGCUUUGUACUACAUACGUAUCAGUAGGUACGCAAAAUCGCUCACAAAAAACAUUUAAAUGCUGCAUACUUUCUCUCGAAUAUUAUCAUUCGUUGUAUUCCUUUCGUUUAAGUAACAUGGGCGUUCUAAGGCAAGCCGACCUGUUGGUCGUGAUGUUGGCAGCAGUUGUGCUUCCAUUCGCCUGUGCUCAAAGGCUGAAGGAUAAAGACUGGAGCAACAUGAUAGUGGGUGGUAUGAAGGUGGAAAUUGAAGCAGUACCUUACCAGGCGGCAAUGUUGUUCUCGGAAUCGGUGGAAUGUGGGGGAAGCAUUAUCGGACCGCGCUGGAUUGUAACGUCGCGCCACUGCAUCAACCAGCACGAACCGGUCAACUAUGCAUUUGCAGUCGGCAGCACCGACCCAUACAAGGGCAAAAUAGUAAAGGUGGAGAAGUUCUUUGUUCCUCCGGAAUCGUCGAACGAUGAUACAUACGAUAUAGCGUUGGCGAAGCUGGCAGAAUCUUUGCAGUACAGCAAAGCAGUGCAGUGUAUUCCGCUACUAUCGUCCAAGGAUGCAAUCGUCCCUGGAAAACAGGCGUACAUCUCUGGCUUUGGAGUCACAGAGGAGAACAAUGCUGAAGUGUUAAAGGCCGCCACCAUCGAAGUGCUACCGUGGCAAACCUGUCAGCAAGUUUAUCCUGAUGUGAUGCGCGAGUUUAUGCUGUGUGCCGGGAUUUUGGCUGGUGGGGUGGACUCGUGCCAGGGUGACUCGGGUGGCCCAUUGGUGCUGGAUAACCAGCUGGCUGGAGUGGUCUUCUAUGGGAUAGGUUGCGGGGAGCCAAACCAUCCGGGUGCGUACAUAUCGGUACCGUGGUUCUACGAUUGGAUUGUUGGCAUAGUAAGCAAUCAGUUAAGUACUGAAGAACAAGAGCUUUACGUCACCCAGUGCAUUUCCUUUGAACACUAUUAUUCGUUGUGUUUCUUUCCUUUCAGCAAAAUGUGUGUUUUACGGCAAGUCGGCCUGCUGGUCGUGGUAUUGGCAACAAUUUCACUGCCAAUCUCCAGCGCCCAGCAGCAGAAGGAGGAACAGGAUGAUAGUGCGACCAACAUGAUAGUGGGAGGUAUGAAGGUGGACAUUGAACAAGUGCCAUACCAGGCGGCUAUCCUCACCUUGGGACAGGUGCAUUGUGGUGGAAGCAUCAUCGGACCGCGCUGGGUUCUGACGGCGUACCACUGCGUCGACUGGCUCCUUCCGAACUUCUACGAAGUUGCAGUCGGUAGCACCAAUCCAUACGAGGGCCAAAGGAUCUUGGUGCGGGAGUUGUUUGUGCCUCCGGAAACAUUGAGCGAUCCGAACUUCGAUAUAGCACUCGCGAAGCUGGCCCAUACAUUGCAGUACAGCAGCACAGUGCAGUGCAUUCCGCUACUAACAUCGGAUAGCAGUCUUAUCCCCGAUACUCCGGCGUAUAUCUCUGGCUUUGGUUAUACAAAGGAAAGGGCCAGUGACAAUAUACUGAAGGCCGCUCAAAUCAAGGUGCUUCCGUGGGACUACUGUCAGCAGGCUUACCCUUAUUUGAUGCGGGAGUUUAUGCUGUGUGCUGGGUUUAAGGAAGGUAAGGUGGACUCGUGCCAGGGUGACUCGGGCGGCCCGCUCAUCGUGAACGCUAAGCUGGCCGGUGUUGUUUUCUAUGGGGAAGGUUGUGCGAGACCGCACUUUCCCGGUGUGUAUAUAUCGGUACCGUGGUUCUCCGAUUGGAUUAUUGAAGUGGUGGUUCAACAGUCAACUCAGCUGGAAGGAGAGCUUUGUGCAGUGUAAAUCAUUUGACUUAAACUCCUGCAAGCACUGUGAAGCAUCGGUUCUUUUUGUAAUAAACAAUCUUGCUCAGUUGUAGCUUA